AGCUAAGUCACAUCUUUUAACACAAAAGUGUCCCAAAAGCAACACAAAAAAAAUGGCUAAAACCUCUCUUCCUCUCGCCGCCUCCUUCCUCCUCCUCCUCAUCUCCUCCGCCGCCGCCGCAGACACCGGCCGUCUCUUCCUCACCGUCGUAAACCACUGUCCCUUCACCGUCUGGCCAGCCAUUCAGCCCAACGCUGGCCACCCCGUCCUCGAGAAAGGUGGCUUCGCUCUCCCAACCAACACACACCGCUCCUUCUCCGCUCCAGCCACCCACUGGUCCGGUCGCAUCUGGGGCCGAACCGGCUGCUCCCACUACAACGGCAAAUUCUCCUGCGUCACCGGAGACUGUGGCCACCGUCUCGAAUGCAACGGUCUCGGCGGAGCAACUCCGGCUUCCUUGGCUCAGUUCGAUCUCCACCACGGUGCUCACCUAGACUUAUCCUCUUACGGCGUCUCUCUCGUCGACGGUUUCAACGUUCCGAUGACUGUGACUCCUCACGAAGGCCGUGGUGUCUGUCCCGUCGUUGGCUGCCGUGAAGAUCUUUUGAAAACGUGUCCGGCUCAUCUUCAGCUCCGGUCAGGACAUGGUGGACACGUGGUGGCUUGUAAAAGUGGGUGUGAGGCUUUCCGUACGGAUGAGCUGUGUUGUCGAAACCAUUACAAUAGUCCUCAGACUUGUCGAGCUUCGAGCCAUUCUCUGUUCUUUAAGCACGCGUGUCCUUCGACUAUGACAUUUGCUCAUGAUAGUCCUUCGCUUAUGCAUGACUGUUCUUCUCCUAGAGAGCUCAAAGUUAUCUUCUGCCACUAAAAAUGUCUAGGGUUGUAAUCGUAAUUUCGUACCGAUCUCUCCUUCUUCUCCUUCUGUUUGGUUUAGUUUGGUUUUGAUUGGUUUAGUUUGCUAUUUCCCGGUUCAGUUAUGUAGUUGAUCAAAUUAUGAAAUUAUGUAUUAUCA
Molecule: messenger RNA, 952 nt
Organism: Eutrema salsugineum
Lineage: Eukaryota; Viridiplantae; Streptophyta; Magnoliopsida; Brassicales; Brassicaceae
Product: osmotin-like protein
Exons: 1
Coding region: 53-808 (251 amino acids)
Biological process (GO): defense response
Cellular component (GO): extracellular region
Source: RefSeq, a predicted model, not a curated record